UCGAUUCCAUUGAGAAAUUAAAAAUAUUUGACUUGUAUAACUUUGGGGCGAGAAUUAUUUUUUGUAAGUUUUAAAAAGUUAAAGUCAAAGAAUGAAGUCUGAGGAGAAGUAUAUCGAGGAAAAGAUUGGAAAACGUUUGGAUCGUUGUAUCUCAGAUACAUUAAUUAAAGGAUGUGGAGGGCUUCUUAUUGGAUCUGCGGUGUCUCUAUUAUUUUUUAAGCGACGUGCGUGGCCUGCAUGGCUUGGCGCUGGGUUUGGAAUUGGCGUUGCGUACAGGACUUGUGAGAAGGACAUCAAUGUUUUGAAGUGAUGGGGAAAAAUAAAUAAACACAAACUGUUGCAAUUCAAACUAUGCGUUUAUCGAUUAAACGUUUUAAUGAAUAGUGUGGAAAAAACCAA
This is a messenger RNA of Drosophila serrata, 399 nucleotides long. RefSeq names its product MICOS complex subunit Mic10. Gene Ontology annotation, cellular component: mitochondrion; MICOS complex; mitochondrial inner membrane. Lineage: Eukaryota; Metazoa; Arthropoda; Insecta; Diptera; Drosophilidae. The record is from RefSeq and is a predicted model, not a curated record.